Malurus melanocephalus (red-backed fairy wren) is the source of this 6054-nucleotide messenger RNA. It is a transcript of the gene TMLHE, whose product is annotated as trimethyllysine hydroxylase, epsilon. Gene Ontology annotation, cellular component: mitochondrion. NCBI's taxonomy places the organism in Eukaryota, Metazoa, Chordata, Aves, Passeriformes, Maluridae. The transcript has 9 exons. Gene Ontology annotation, molecular function: iron ion binding; trimethyllysine dioxygenase activity. The record is from RefSeq and is a predicted model, not a curated record. Gene Ontology annotation, biological process: carnitine biosynthetic process. The coding region runs from base 397 to 1662 and encodes 421 amino acids.
CCGGCCCCGCCGCCGCCCGCGGGCUUUGGAGCCCGGCAACGCCGCUCCGAGGCGCCGGGGGGGCCGGGGAGCCGCCGAGAGUCACCGAGACGCCGGUUCCCUUGGRCAGCAGCGGCUGAUGUGGAGAAGCUCCGAGCGGGGUUUUGGGCCUGGUGGGCGCAGGGAGCCGGAGGAGGAAGGAGCAGGGAAGAGCCGUGAGCAGCAGUGCAGGCGCUGCGGAGCUCCCUCCGGCAGAGCCCCUCCGGCAGAGCCCCUCCGGCAGAGCCCCCCCGGCAGAGCCCCCCCGGCAGAGCCCCGCCGGCAGAGCCCCUCCGUGAUCCAUUCUGCAUCCCAAGCCCGGCCGGAACCUCGCUCCAUCAUCCCCCCAGCUCAGCCCGGCGCUCAUAGGGACCCAGGAUGUGGUGUCAGAGGCUGGCGUGGCUGCUCCGGGGGCCGUGCCGGCAGCGUGGGAUCACCGGACGUCGCUGGUCGUGGCUGCCCCAGGACCCUGKGCCCAUCCUGGCCACCCCGGUGCGCUGCCACCCCACAGCCACAGAGUCAGCCCAGUGUGUGUGGCAGCUGCACCGGGACCAUCUCGAGCUCAGGUAUGGGAACACCCUGAUGCGCCUGGAUUUCGUGUGGCUGCGGGACCACUGCCGCUCCGCCUCCUGCUACAACGCCAAGACCAACCAGCGCAGCCUGGACACGGCCAGCGUGGACCUGGCCAUCCGGCCCCAGGCUGUCCGGGUGGAUGAGACCACGCUCUUCCUCACUUGGCCGGAUGGACACGUGACACGGUACGGGCUGGAGUGGCUGGUGAAGAACAGCUACGAGGGGCAGAAGCAGCAGGUCAUGCACCCCCGGAUCCUCUGGAAUGCUGACAUCUACCGGCAAGCCCAGGUCCCCUCUGUCGACUGCCGGAGCUUCCUGGAGACGGACGCGGGGCUGAAGGAAUUCUUGCAGAACUUCUUGUUGUAUGGGAUUGCUUUUGUGGAGAAUGUCACUCCCACCAAAGAGGACACGGAAAUCUUGGCAGAGAGGAUCAGCAUAAUCAGGGAGACCAUUUAUGGCAGGAUGUGGUACUUCACCUCCGACUUCUCGCGGGGAGACACMGCCUACACCAAGCUGGCCCUGGAUCGGCACACGGACACCACCUACUUCCAGGAGCCCUGUGGCAUCCAGGUGUUCCACUGCCUGAAGCACGAGGGCACGGGCGGGCGGACGCUGCUGGUGGAUGGGUUCCACGCAGCCGAGCAGGUGCUGCGCCAGGCCCCGGAGCACUUCCAGCUGCUCACCAAGGUGCCCCUCAAACACGAGUACGUGGAGAACGUGGGCGGCUGCCACAACCACAUGAUCGGAGUGGGACCGGUGCUCAACGUCUACCCCUGGAACAAUGAGCUUUAUCUCAUCAGGUACAACAACUACGACCGUGCCGUGAUCAACACGGUUCCCCAUGACGUGGUGCGCCGCUGGUACCACGCACACCGCGCCCUCACCGCCGAGCUCCGCCGGCCCGACAACGAGCUCUGGGUCAAGCUGAAACCCGGCAAGGCCCUSUUUGUGGAUAACUGGCGCGUYCUGCAUGGCCGGGAAGCAUUCACRGGRUACCGGCAGCUUUGUGGGUGUUACCUGACAAGGGACGACGUGCUGAACACUGCCCGCCUGCUGGGGCUCCAGGCCUAGCCCAGCAAAGAGCAAGGCAGCCCCCAGUGCCACCUCUGGGAGAGGCUGGCAGCCUGCAGUCCCACUUGUGGGAGAAGCUAGCAGACCCCAAUCCUAUCUCUGGGGAGAGUCUGGCAGCCCUCCCAGUCCCACCUGUGUGAGAGGCAGGAGGCAGGAGCCCUGCAAUCCCAGUUCUGGGAGAGGCAGGAGCCCUCCAGUCCCCCCUCCCCACCAGGCCAGGUGAGCUGGUACCUCCCCCUGUACUCCAGGCCCUCCAUGCUGGUGCCUCACGUGACAAUGACACUGCACUUACCUCAGACACCMGCCCCUCUCCCAGCACCUGCAGGGCCUGCCCAGGGCAGGGAGAGGGAGCAGGUGGAAGCCAAAGGUUGUGGGACCAUUUCUUGGGAGCACACUGUGCCGUAGAGCGCAGUCAGCUCUUGCUGUCYGUGCUCCCAGCCUGCUCCUCCCAGCCAGCGUGGCUCAGCUGUGGUUAAUCCCACCACGGGAAGUGCUCCUCCAAGCAAGUGCCUUCAGCAUUUGGAAACUUUGCAUUAUUCCCUGUUUGGCCUUAUUUUCAGCUGCCAGUUUUCAGGUUUUUUUAGCAGACCAGAAUAGAAAUCUCUGGGAUCUUGUCUGAUCCAAGCCAAGCUACCUGAGAGAGGGCCUGCGGAGAUCCUGGUGUACUUUUGGCAUUCCUGAGAAAGUUUAGGUUAGAGAAGGAAAAGGGAAGCAGCAAGAUCURAAUGCUGGGCAGCAGAGAUGACCAUGUCAGGUGAGGGAUGGAAUUCCCACUUUCCCCUUCAGUGCUGCCAUGCUGGUGUUCCCUCUGCCUGUUGAACGGUGCUUGUGUUGAGGGCAUCACACAGCAGCCACAGCAUUUGCUGACAAACUUCCCACUGUGCCUCCUCUUCCAUCCUUCCUUAAGGAACUASUAUUAGGUCAUCCUCACACUCUCUGCUGCAUGAACCUCACUCUUUGGGUUUAUUUUUUCCCAGAAUUGUACUCUCAAUGUAACUCAGAGGUGCCUUUCAUCUGGGAGCUGGGAAAGUAAACUGGGAUCUGGCACACCGAAGUGCCAUAGGGUGAGGAACAAAAGCAAAUCCUGCUGUUACGGAGUUUUUCAUUCUGUCCUAUCUUUUGCGGUGUUCCUCUACUCUGACCAGACCUUAAAGCAGGGCUGGCUUCACCCCUGGCUUUGCUGUGWGAGGUGCUCCAUGUCCUCAGGUAGGGGCAGUUCAGGUACACAGGUGCUGAACUUGCUGUCCUUGUUUAAUCCAAACACUGAAUGUAGAAAUCAUGGUGUCAAAAUAGCCCUGAAAUCUGCCUUUGCUGUGGACUGAGCUCCCUGAUGUUCCCAGUCAAUUCCCUUCCCAGUGCUUCCCAUCCUAGGUGAGUCCCUAGGAGUCAGCAGGGCUCAGGGAUUUCUGAGCCAAGGCUGGGCAAGCAGUGCUAGGUGAGCUGCCCUCUGUCAGGUACAGMUCCUGAUCAGCCUUGGAUCCAGGCAGGAGCCUGGAUUUUCCUCUGGGCAGAGCCAGUUGUGCCAAUUUUAAAACUGGGUGGGAAAAUUCAUCCCCCUCAAGCYACCCCCUUUUCAUCACGGAGGAAAAUACUAGGAAAGAGUUUUAAGUCAGAGUCACAAUUUACUGAAGAAAUUGCAAUGAUCACAACAAUAUUAAUAAAAGAUUGUACAAAAAGAGAAUGGUUUGCCCACAAAAAGGGUAUUUAUCAUGAAAAGGUGUCACCAGACCCCUGGGACAAAGGUGAGAGGUGUCUGUGGUGGCAGUGAUGUGGUCCAGGUGGCAGCUGGGACCUGCGGGGAGUCUCCCUCUGGAGUGAGCCCAGCAAAAGGAAGAGGAUCCCUCCUCUUCCACCUCCAGUUGUUGAAGGGGACAAAGCCACUCUCUUCCACAACUUAGGAAAGGAAAAAUCGUUCUGCUUGCAGUGUCUCAGCAUUCCCUGCUGGAAACCACCCUCCUCCUCCCAUUGUGACAUUGGGUGGUGUGGAAUAAAGCUUUGCAACUCUGCCCCUUAUCCCUGUGCCCAGGACUUUUCCCACCCCUUAUUCUGUAUGUGUACCUCGUGCCCAGAUUUUGCACCUCUCUGCAGUGUCCCUACACCUCUGCGUGCACAAAACCCUGCACAGGCAUGGGUGGUGGUUUGGCAGUCACUGGCCAUCCCCCAGUUGAGUUUGUUUAGUCUAUGACUGGUGCAGCUGGAGCARUCCGUUCUCAUUGUCUGUGGGAGUUAGGGCUCACAGUGACAGUGCUGUUCAGCCACCAUUAUUGUGUGUGCAAUUCAACAUUCCAGGCUGUUCUCACCAGAAAUCCAGCUCCCUGGAGGGACAUUGUGUUUCCCUGCCCUUCUGCAUCUCCCACCRAKUGCACACARCUCCUUGAACAAAAACAGCCCCUGGGAUAGGUUUGCCUUUGAGGCAGGACUARUCCAAACUCCUCAUAUGCACCACAGGGACUUUUAUCUCCUUCAGAGGUACAUGGAGGUUUGGACUGGGUGGGGCCAGCUCAAAUGGUGKAGCCCUGGGUGUUCACUGACCAGCUGGCCUUUGCUAAAUGCAGCUGCCACUGUUUGAAGGUCUCCCAACCCGAUGCUUUCCAGGUGUCCCCUAGUUCAGCUUUCCCAGGGCUGGUGCCUGACAGGGAAUAUCAAACAUCCACUCGAUCCCAUCUGUGCCCCAGAUGUCCCUGAGGCUGUUUAUGAAAUGUGUCCCAUUGGCUGACUGAGUUCUUUCAGCGCUGCCAUGUCUGCACAGGGCUUGCUUUCCCAGGCCUAGGACAGUGUUGUGGGCAGUGCUGUGAGGCACAGGGUAUGUCUGCAGCCAUCCACUCGUGCCUUCUGCCAUGGUCAGCACGUAACRCUUGCCUUGGUGGAUCUGCAGCAUUGUUAUGUCAGCACUUUUCCCAGAGUCUCCCCAUGUUUGUAUCUCCACCAUCAUCCCCCACACCCCCUGCAGAGGCUUUACUUGUCCUGCUGAGAUCAAUCUCAGCACGUGUUCUAGAGUAAUGGAUAAAUUGGGAAAUGGUGUCCAUGGCUAAAUCCACCCCUCGGUCACAAGGCCAUGUUGCAUCUCCUAAUGCCCUGAGGUGUCCUGGGCCUAAUGAGUUAGAAAUUAACUCACCCUUGUGUUGCCAGUCCAGACCCACCUGUGCCAUUCCAAUCUUACCAGCCCCAUCCACCCCUUUGUUUCUGUGAUGCUCUCAUUGUCUGACCCUGGGCACCCAGUGGAGUUCCACGGUCAGUUUAUCCGCUCAAGCACACCCCUGGGCAGCCCAGGCAAGUUUCCCUCAGCGCUGACAAUCRGCCUUUCUCCACCAUGCCAGCAACUCCCAAGAGCGCUUACUCCCCUCCAUGAGCCAGUGUAGAGGGAGCGGGUUGGAUGGGCAUUUCUCUUGCUCAGUGAUAUGCAAACCCAGCUGGAAGCUCUCAAGGAUCCACCUUGUCCCCCGGUAGCUCCUGCCCCUCACCUUGUAGGGCUGCAUAURGCAGCUUUCCAUGGUCAGCGUGUCCCUGCACCAGGGCAGUAACCAUCCAUGAGGAGAUCGGUCACUAUUAGUCUUCUGGGAGCUGGUUAURUGGCAGGGCCUCCUCUGCACACAUCACUUUUCUUCCUCUGAUAAUGAUAAUAAUCCAAGAUUUUUGCCUUCAGGCUAGUUGGUAAUGACAUCCAAGAUCCCUGACCUGGGAUUUCCUGUAUGAGCUUGCAGUGUGAUCAGAGCAAUCCACUUGCUGCACAUGGCAUUGGUGCCWCGUGUGGAAGGGAUUUUCYCUUUGAACAUCCAGCCCAGCACUGGCAGUCAGGGUGCCARGAGAAUUCAGUGCCAAUCACUUCUGAGGCAGCUCCARCCCCUUCAUAAGCUGCCAGGAUCUCUUUUUCAGCUGGGGUGCAACAGGCCUCAUGCUCUGUAUCCUCAGAUCCAGGACCCCAGGGGUCAUCCUUGAGUYUCUUCAGAGGCUCCAGGACCUGUUGGAGCUCCAGUGUGAGCUGGACUCAAAGGCACUGAGUGGUGCCACAGUUGAUACUGCCACAAACCAAAGUAAAGUCGAGGCACCUGCAUAGGAGAUCCAACUUUUAGGAAUWAAAUGGCAAGAUGGACAUCAUCAGAUCCCAAUGGAUGUUAUUAAUCAGACAAGAGCRAUGUCUCYACCAACUAAUAAGAAAGAAACACAAGCCCUKUGAGGUGUGGGAUUUUGGAGAACGCACAUUCCAAAUUACAGUUGGGUGGUCAGCCCUCUGUCCAGUGAGCUGGAAGAAUGAUUUCAAAGGGGGCCCUGAGCAGUGACAGUUCCUUCUGUAGCACUCAGGCCAGCCCAGGCAGGGCAAGAUGUAAACAAUGUUAUUUAUAGCGCACUGGGCAGAAUGGUCCUACCUGGAGCCUCCAGCAGGAAGCACCAGGG